AUGACAAAGUUCAGAGGCUGUAUUGACAUACAUUCUGGUCAAGUAAAGCAAAUUGUUGGUGGUACUUUAACACAAGAUGAUACAACAGAAUUGAACCAUAAAUCAACUACUACAGAGAACUUCGUUUCGACCAAACCUUCGUCAUAUUAUGCCGAAUUAUACAAAAAUGCGGGCAUAAAUGGAUGCCAUGUAAUCAAAUUAGGUUCCAACCCUGAAAAUGAUGAAGCAGCUAAAUUGGCGUGUCAGCUGUGGCCAAAUAACUUGCAAGUAGGAGGUGGCAUCAAUGGUGAUAACGCAUUGGAAUGGUUGGAUGUACAUAAAGCUUCUCAUGUUAUUUUGACAAGUUGGCUAUUCAGUGAUAGCGAUGAAGGUAAGGAGUUUGACUGGGUAAAGCUAAAACGAGUAUCUGAAUUGGUGGGCAAAUCUAGAUUGAUUGUUGAUUUGAGUUGCAGAGAGUUAAGAGUUGAUGACAAAAUUGAAUGGGUGGUUGCUAUGAACAAAUGGCAGACAUUGACUAACAACAAAUUAAGCGCUGAGUUUUUGGGUGAAGUGUCUCAAUAUUGUGACGAAUUUUUGAUACAUGCUGCAGAUGUCGAAGGGUUAUGCAAUGGAAUUGAUGUGAAUCUUGUGGCGAAAUUGGGAGAGUGGUGUCCUGAGGGCUUUGAAGGGAAGAUAGUAUAUGCCGGUGGUGCCAGACUGGUCAAAGAUUUAGAUACAGUCAGCAAGUUGAGUGAUGAUAAGGUUGACUUGACCUAUGGAAGUGCAUUGGAUGUGUUUGGUGGAAAGUUGGUUAAAUUUGAUGACCUUGUGUCCUGGAACGAAUUACAUUAA
Debaryomyces hansenii CBS767 is the source of this 831-nucleotide messenger RNA. RefSeq names its product 1-(5-phosphoribosyl)-5- ((5-phosphoribosylamino)methylideneamino)imidazole-4-carboxamide isomerase. The record is from RefSeq and is a predicted model, not a curated record. Gene Ontology annotation, biological process: L-tryptophan biosynthetic process; L-histidine biosynthetic process. Gene Ontology annotation, cellular component: cytoplasm. The transcript has a single exon. Gene Ontology annotation, molecular function: 1-(5-phosphoribosyl)-5-[(5-phosphoribosylamino)methylideneamino]imidazole-4-carboxamide isomerase activity. NCBI's taxonomy places the organism in Eukaryota, Fungi, Ascomycota, Pichiomycetes, Serinales, Debaryomycetaceae. The coding region runs from base 1 to 831 and encodes 276 amino acids.